UCUAAAGAGUAAAUAAUCAAGAAACCCAAUUUUGCACUUGUUCCCACAAAUUUUCCCAAAUACUAUUUCUUGUCUAAACUGAAAUGAUGAUUCCCUUAAGUCUGUAGUCUACUUCACAAGCCCUCUCCAAAAUUGCUAAGUUUUCUCCAUAUUAAUCUCAAUCUUAUGUGAUUAAUUAAGGUUGCUACUUUUGUUAUGCAAUAAGUUGUCAAAGUGUUAAUGCAACGUUGGUUCAGCAAAAUUUGUUGAUAUUUUAUGUCGCCGCCGUUGUGAUGGCUACCAAGAAAAUCAUAGCAAUAUGCCAAUCUGGUGGGGAAUUUAUGACCAACAAUGAAGAUGGAUCUAUGAGUUACACUGGAGGAGAUGCAUAUGCUGUAGAUAUCGAUGAGAACACGAAUGUUGACACGUUUAAAAAAGAACUAGCGGAUACAUUUAAGUUUAGCAGCAGUGAUGGAAUGACUAUAAAGUAUUUUCUUCCUGGGAAUAAAAAGACCCUCAUAACGGUAUCGAAAGAUAAGGACCUACAACGCAUGGUUAACUUCUUCAAGGAUGCUGAGCAAGUGGAAGUCUUUGUAGUUGCAGAAGUAGCUGUUGCACCUAAUAUUUCCAAUAUGCCUGCCAGUAGGUCCAACAGGACAACAAUGUCAGAGACAGCACUUUCCCCUGCUACCCCUGUGGAUAUGUCAAAUCCCGACAAUCAGCUUAUGGUUGAUACACCCAUUGAUACGACACCGUUAGGUAGUUUCCCGAGUAGCAAUGACGACAAGCACCGUAGGGCAGCUACACAGUGGGAAAACUCCAUUACUGGUGUGGACCAAAGAUUCAGUAGUUUUACUGAAUUUCGCGAAGCCUUACAUAAGUACUCAAUUGCACAUGGAUUUACGUAUAAAUAUAAGAAAAAUGAUAGUCACAGAGUAACAGUUAAAUGCAAGUCUGAGGGUUGUCCGUGGCGUAUUUAUGCGUCAAGGUUGGCUACCACCCAGCUGAUAUGUAUUAAGAAAAUGCAUAAAAACCAUACAUGUGAAGGAGCUGCCGUGAAAGCCGGAUAUCGAGCAACAAGGGGAUGGGUGGGAAGUAUAAUUAAGGAAAAGCUGAAGUUUUCUCCUAAUUACAAGCCAAAGGAUAUCGCCACUGACAUUAAGCGUGAAUAUGGCAUUCAGUUGAACUAUUCUCAGGCAUGGCGUGCAAAAGAGAUUGCAAGAGAGCAACUUCAGGGUUCUUAUAAAGAAGCAUACAGUCAGUUACCAUUAUUCUGUGAGAGAAUCAUGGAAACUAAUUCUGGUAGUCUUGCUACAUUUGCCACAAAGGAGGACUCGAGUUUCCACCGGCUAUUUGUCUCCUUUCAUGCUUCAAUUAAUGGUUUUCAACAAGGCUGCCGUCCUCUUCUUUUCCUUGAUAGCACUGUUCUCUAUGCAAAAUAUCAAGGAACCCUAUUGGCUGCCGUGGGUGCAGAUGGGAAUGAUGGUGUCUUUCCGGUAGCCUUUGCAGUUGUAGAUGAGGAGACAGAUGACAACUGGCAUUGGUUUCUUUCUGAACUUAAAUCUGCUGUCUCAACCUCUCGACCAAUAACAUUUGUUUCUGCUUUCCAUAAUGGUAUAAAAGAGUCAUUGUGUGAUAUAUUCAGCAAAGAUUGCUACCAUGGUUAUUGUCUUCGGUACCUUGGUGAGAAAUUAAAUAAGGAUCUGCAUGGGAAAUUUUCACAUGAAGCAAGGCGUCUUAUGAUCCAAGAUUUAUAUGCUGCUGCUUAUGCCCCAAAACUGGAGGAUUUUGAGCGCUGUGUUGAGAAUAUAAAAGCCAUCUCACCUGAUGCUUACAGUUGGGUCGUGCGAAGUGAGCCUGAUCGUUGGGCAAAUGCCUUUUUUGGUGGGGCAAGGUAUAACCACAUGACUUCUAACUUUGGUCAACUUUUUCGUGAUUGGGUAUCUGAUGUGAGUGAGCUUCCAAUCACUCAGAUGGUUGAUGCCUUGCGUGGGAAGAUGAUGGAACUGAAUUACACAAGACGUGUUGAUUCUAGUCAGUGGCUUACAAGACUGACGCCUUCUAUGGAAGAAAAGCUUCAAAAUGAGACAUCAAGGGCAAUAUCACUUCAAGUAUUACACUCACAUGGGAGCACAUUUGAGGUCCAUGGAGAAGCUGUUGAUAUAGUUGAUAUUGAUAAUUGGGACUGCAGCUGCAAAGGGUGGCAGCUCUGUGGGUUGCCUUGCUGUCAUGCUAUUGCUAUUUUCGAAUGUCUGGGAAGGAGCGCAUAUGAUUAUUGCUCUAGAUACUUCACAACUGAGAGCUACCAUUUGACAUACUCAGAAUCAAUCAACCCUAUACCCCUUCUGGAAAAGCCCGUGAAAACUGAAGUAGACAUGGAAAUCAUGGUCAGUCCUCCUCCAACUAAACGUCCACCUGGCCGACCAAAGAUGAAACAACCGGACUCAGUUGAGAUAAUGAAACGUCAACUUCAGUGUAGCAAGUGCAAGGGCCUGGGCCAUAAUAAGAAGACAUGCGAGAAGGCAAAUAAGAUUGGUGGAUCUGAUCCUCCACUUCUUACUGGCGUUUUGGUAGCUGAAGAACCUGAAGUCACUGCAUGAUAUUUGGUACCUUCUUCUCCUAUGUAUAUAAGAAAGUCUUUUGCGAAGUCUAGACACUAGUCUUAGAUGCCCUUUAGGACAGGAGCGGAUGGGGUUUCUUUUAGGUAGACUUUUAUAUUAUACUAAAUAAAUGGAAAUGCCAUUUUAAUUAGUUUUUGGGGUGACAAUUUUUUAUUCAGAAGUUUUGCCGCUAGAUUUCAUCAUUAGAAUCAAUCCUUGCCAUCCUUUCUGCCCUUGUGGAAAUGGGGGCAAAAAAAACUAGUGGGUGUGGGUGUUAUGGAUAAUAAGAUAGGGAAAUAGAAAUCAUGAGAGCUUAAAUUCACCAAGAUCUGUUAUUGUAUGUACCAAAGUGACCUUAAAUUCACUUCCUAUUAAAUAUUAUUCCUUAUGAUGUUUGUUAGAGCACCUUUGUUUCAAAGCUUACGGCCUGCAGAUUGCACUUUUUGUUUUGAUAACCGAGAAAUCUCCGAAGACAAACAGCAUGGUUCGAAACUCCUGCCCCUCUUCAGGAUUGCACUUUAAAACUGAGCAAUUAUUCAUCCCCGCGGAAAGUCUUUAUUUACUAGUCAUGCCAUAGUGGUGAUUCACCUUGUCAAGUUGUAUAUGUGAUUAUAUUAGAUUAUGUAGGAGACUCAUGCCCUACGUGAAGUACUGAUGAAUAAUGGACUCGAAUUUUAUAAAAGCAGUGAAAUUGCUCUCUAUCUCAGCGUCGUAUUUGGAAGGUGGAGAAGAAGGGUAAAGAUUAAUUGGACUUCAGAAUCUGAGUUCAAAUGGAGCGACAUGGACAGUUUGGAUUGAGGCUUAGUAGUAGUAGUAGUUGAUUGAACUACGGAAUAUGUAGCUAGAACGAUGGCGGUACUUAUAACAACAGGAUAAAAGGAUAUUCGAAGAACAAAAGCAAGAAAUCGUUCAACUGUCCAACCAUGGCUUUCUUGAGUAUCUGGGGUCUUUGCAUCGGAGCAAGCACGAGAGCUAGUUUGCUCACAUAUUUUCUUGUUCCAUGUUGUAACUCACGCAUCCUGAAUGGACAACAGUUUACGAUAAACAAAUUGAAAUUGUUGUCGGGUGGACAUAAUAUGAUGCUCUAAGGGCACUGUAGGAGAUUGUGAUUUUGAAAACUCCUGAAUGAUCAAAGAAUUUGCUCCCAUUCUAUCAGCAUUAGAAAUAUACUUCCAAUAAUGUAUAUUACUCUCCUUGUAUAUUUACUAACACAUAAUCAUGUUUGAGUAACUUGCUUUGAAUGUUGUGAAUGUUAUAGGUGAGAUUAU
Molecule: messenger RNA, 3847 nt
Organism: Lycium ferocissimum
Lineage: Eukaryota; Viridiplantae; Streptophyta; Magnoliopsida; Solanales; Solanaceae
Exons: 4
Coding region: 273-2579 (768 amino acids)
Molecular function (GO): zinc ion binding; protein binding
Source: RefSeq, a predicted model, not a curated record